AUUAAUUAACAGAUAAAUUUAAAAUUUGACAAUUCUAUAAGCCAUUUGUUAAACCUACAAUGAGAGUAAUAAUUCUUUGUCAUUAAAAUUAGUGUCAGUUCAUAUGCCUCAAGAAAUGUCAGAAGUGAAACUGGAAACAAGUUUUCUCCUAAGAAUACAAGAGGUGGCGCUACCUACAAAUCGUUGAAAACACGUCACCAAUCUAUUGCUCGUAUAGACACGCACGGGCUCUUUAAUUUCAAUUAAAUCGACAAGCAAAAUGUCAAGGAACUAAACGACCGACGAAUUCAAUAACCUGACUGAACCUGACAUAUCUCCCAAGCGCUAUUGAUGUCUUUGAGAAACGAGCGCGUCGUCUGAGAAAUAUGGAGGCUGUCCUAACCUGAUUUGUCUCUUCAUCUUUUUGCCAGUGUCUUACACGUUUGCUUGCUCGUUGGCUUGCUGUUCUCUGAGAAGAAUUAACGUAAAAUGGCCAUGAUAUCAAAUGGAGUACAGUGCAGUGCAGGAGAAGCUGAGAGCAGCAAGCUAUCGAGCAGUUCAUUAACAUUGAACUCACCGUUGAUGAAGCUGUCUUCAUAUUUUCUGGCAGUGCGACCAUGGUCUUUGAGUGCAUCACUAAUGCCAACACUUCUGGGUUCAGCAUUGGCAUACAGAUUAAUUGGCUUGACCAGCUUUAGCUGGAUCUCCUUUGUGUUGACAUUAUACACAGUGUUGUGCGUCCAUGGCGCGGGUAAUGUAGUAAAUACAUACUUUGAUUAUGUCAAAGGUGUAGACAGUCGCAAGAGUGAUGACAGGAUCCUUGUGGAUCAACUACUUUCAAAAGAUGAGCUAGUUUCGUUGGGUGCACUACUCUAUGCUGCUGGAUGUUUUGGCUUCAUUGUACUGGCUGCUAUUUCGCCAGCAAAAAUGGAGCACUUGGCCUUGGUUUACUUUGGAGGACUCUCAUCUUCAUUUUUAUACACUGGAGGAAUUGGACUGAAGUAUAUUGCCUUGGGUGAUGUACUGAUCCUAGUGAUAUUUGGGCCCAUUUCUGUGUUAUUCGCUUUUAUGGCACAGACUGGCUAUGUCCUUUGGGGCACUAUGUACUACGCUAUACCCCUGGCAUUAAACACUGAAGCCAUUCUCCAUAGCAACAAUACCAGAGACUUAGAGAGCGAUAAACGUGCUGGGAUUGUGACUCUAGCUAUUCUUAUAGGGCACACCGCGUCUCACGUUCUUUAUGCUUUUCUUCUCUUCACACCAUACAUUACGUUUGUCGUACUCGCUCUCAGGUAUUCCGUAUGGUUUCUCUUACCUCUAGUUACGCUGCCUGCUGCCUUCAGGAUAGAAAAGCUCUUCCGCAGCCCAAAGAAGAUACAAAGCGUGCCCAAGCAAACUGCAAGACUUAAUAUGUUUCUCGGGAUGUUAUACGUCAUCGUGUGCUUACUAGCUGACCCCCUUCCUUACUUGUAAUCAAAAUGAAAUUCAAAAAGAAACCAGAGAUUUUCCUAAAACUCGGCAGCUACGCUUGGAUCAUUUAUUUGCCCGUUCAAUUAUUGUCGAGAAUUCUAUGCAUAUAAAUUUCAAUACAAUUGAAUACAAUACCAUUCGGUUUCGUCCUGACAAACAUUCUCGAGAUGUUGAUAUAUUGAAAUGAAGAUUAAGAAAAGCGAAAGAAUCUUGAGAGGCUAGAGCUUAAAAGAACAAGCAGAAAUCAUCUUUUUUUUUUGUAAAUGUUAUAAUAGCUUCGAGUACUUUUUACAGUCCUAUCAUAUAGUAGCGCAAACAUUCACAUAUGAACACGACUAUGUAGGCAAUGCGCCAUUAACGCGGACAAAAGGUAUCUUUUAUCGAUCAAAGACGGAAGCAGUAGCGUAAAGUAUUUUUUAUUUGUUACUCUACUUAUAGAUUCUCGUCAACGUACUUUAAGCCUAUCCGAGAAUAACAUAUCGUUCAUAUCAUCGAAAUAGCCAAAGCUACAUUCUUUUUUUUCUUAUUUCUUAAAUUUUCAUCCACGAUCCAUUACGUCAAAAAUUCCUGCGAGGCUCAAUUUAACAGUUCACGUCUGUGUAUCCAUUUCGAAUGGCAUGCGACUCUUUAAUUUUUUUCUCUCGUCUAAUCUCUCAGCCAGGCUUUGCAAAUCUUCAGAAAUAAUUAGAUUCAUCGCAUUAGCUACGUCGCCGAAGCACAGGAUAACGAAUUGCGAGACUUUUACACGUAUUCAAUAUUCUUUGUACUCUUUAAAGUACGCGAACAGACAACAGUGCAAAAAAAAUGGCGCCAAUCGUUCAUACGAUAAUUACAUUUACGUAACAUUAAUUAAAUUUGUAUCUCGUACUUAAACGUAAUUGGACAAUAAUGUCGGUGUCGCGUAUCUCUAAAGUAACGCCUCAACUAGUCUUGGUUUGUGUUUUUUUUACGACGGCAGUCAGAAACGCCACUACUGGAUUUUUCUAUACGUUUACGAGAACCGAGACCUUUGCGUUAACAUAUUACAUACUAAUUGUAAGAGGCGCAAAAGUGAAUUUGCACUUGUCCCUAAGAGCUUUGUCUUUGUACAAUACGUCUAUAUUAUUAUUAUUACUGUUACUAUUAUUAUUCAUAUUUAUGUAAGCCCAUCCCCUAUUCCUCUCCGAUAUUCAUCCUAUCUCCUAUCUAUCCAUCAGUAGGAAUUCUAUGUUAAACUGUAAUUUUAGUUUACCUAUAUUUCUUGAUAUUGUACUGUAAAUAACACAAAUUGUUUUCUUGAUUUAUACGUUUAAGAGCAAGACUAGGGCCCGCGCCUGUCUACAUUAACCAUCGUAUCGUAACAGGUCUCAAGUAUAUUAUAAUGUUAUUGGUAUAUUUGUUAUAUCAACGUGUCUGUUCUGAGUUAAUAAUAUUAAUUUAUUAAUA
This is a messenger RNA of Cephus cinctus (wheat stem sawfly), 2874 nucleotides long. RefSeq names its product ubiA prenyltransferase domain-containing protein 1 homolog (gene heix). Gene Ontology annotation, molecular function: prenyltransferase activity. NCBI's taxonomy places the organism in Eukaryota, Metazoa, Arthropoda, Insecta, Hymenoptera, Cephidae. The record is from RefSeq and is a predicted model, not a curated record. Gene Ontology annotation, cellular component: Golgi membrane; endoplasmic reticulum. Bases 469 to 1452 code for a protein of 327 amino acids. Gene Ontology annotation, biological process: menaquinone biosynthetic process; vitamin K biosynthetic process. The transcript is spliced from 2 exons.